GACGUACUGAACUUGCUUACCGGCGACACGUUCCCGGAACUGCUGGAAUUAAACCUAAGUUGUGAUUUGGCGUUUGAGGUUGUGAAAGUAAAUGGCUGAUCUCUACGUUAAACCAGGUAACCAUGAAAGGGGAUGGAAUGAUCCUCCUCAGUUCUCUUAUGGACUUCAAGCACAGGCCCAAGGGGCCCCAAAAAGAAAUUUAUUAAAUAAGAGAGUUCCCCCACCUCAGAUGAAUGGACCACAAAGCAAUACAGGUAGCCUGGCCAAUAAAGGGACACCUUUAAAUAUGCCUUCUGCUCCUCCCACAAUGCCUUUAGCACCUCCUCGGUGUGCAUCUGUUUCUCCGCAGCAGAAGCGAUCUGAGGAAGACAACUCAACAGUGAUCACUUCUUCAGACAGUGAACCUGAUAUACAUGUAGAUACUGUUAUGCUGGUUUUGAACUGGGCACUAGCUGUGUGCCAAUCAAGAGUAAAGAAACAAGUUUGUGAUGACAUCAGUAAACGUCUAAAUUUGCUUGUGGAUAUGUGGAACAGUGGAAAACUGUCAUUUCCUGUGAAAAAAAGAAUGAAUAUUUUGGCACAAGAAAUAAAAAAACAAAACUGGAAUGCUGCUGAUGAAAUUCAUCGUUCUCUUAUUGUGGACCAUAUAAAUGAAGUAAGCCAGUGGAUGGUGGGAGUUAAGCGGUUAAUUGCAGAAUCCAGAAGCUUACCUGCUGAAGUGUUCACUGUUGAAACAAGUGAAGACUAAAAAGACGAUGUCCGGACACCUGAGUACUUAAUUAAUUCACUGCCUGCUAAAAGCCCUUUCUGUCAACUGGUAAGAAAAUGAAGUGGAACUGAGAAUAUCCGUUUUGGUAUUUGGACUUUGUGUGAAUCCUACCAGACCACUAUGAACAUUAAGACCUGCAAUAAGGUGCUAUGGUUUAAAAAGGUACCCACUGUGGCGUUUUACUUGCAGAAUGAUUUUAGCAUUGGGUGUUCAUCUAAACUUUACUGUGCCUUCUAGUGUUCGUGCCAGCUGAAAACCGGAAUUAAAUGGAUUGACCAGAUUUUUUGAUCUAAACCUAUUUAGUAAAGUUUCAGCAAAGGUACGUAUUAAACACUUUGACACUUAAAGAAGCUUUACGUUUAUUUAACAGUUACAUUAAGUGGGUGAAUUUAAUUGUAAUGGAGAAAAAUAAAUUAUGCGGUCUUAUGGCACUGUGUUUUGUAAACCUUCAAUUGUUUUCCAGUUUUACAGAAGUCUAUAUUUAUGUGUUUAUUUUAAUAUGCAGUAUUAAUUUUUAGUCACUUAAAUGGGAUUAAUGUUUACUUUAAUUGCAGAUAUAUUUGUUAACUCUACUUCAAUGGGAAAAACCUUGAUUACUUUUAACACUAAACUGAAUGCUUAGUACUAGUAAAGUCUGCAUGAUAUAAACACUCAGAUUCAUAAUUGGAGUUUUAAAAUUACUUAAAAUGAUAAAAUGACUAGAUAUAUGACAUUCUUAAAUAUAAUAAUACAUUAUUAAUAAGUGAUAGUUUCAAUUAAAUAAAUGCACAAUAAAGCAAAACUGUUUGUAUAGAUUUUGCUGAGAUACAAUGUGAUCUGGUAGCAUUAAUUAAUGAAUAGGAUUAGCCAGUCACUUAUCAAGUCUUAUUUCAUGACUGCUUUAAGUAACACUACCAUGAGUUUUGUAUCUUGUACCUUGUAUCUGACUUAUGCUAGACUAUGCAAGUUAUUGAUAAACUUGAAAACAAUAUGCUUAAAUAUAUGCACGCAUUGUGUUCUCCCACUUGGAGCACUUAAAACAUAAUAAAUAAAGAACCCUGCUUUGGAAAAUAUAGAGUUGCAGCAUAGUGAUUUUCACCUAAAAAGAUAUUAAAUAAUAAACUUUGAUGUUUUUCCAAAAAUAGUAAUUAUGUCCUAAAAAUACUGUUGUUUUGAUGAUGCACUUUGUGUUUCUUUUCAUAUACCUUUUCAAUAAAUUGUUCAUGCACAUUAAAAAUAAAGUAAAAGGCUAAUUAGUUUGAACAUUUUUUUCAAGGUAUGCAGGCUUUCCAGUAUUAGCAUCAUAAAGCUCAAGUCUAGAUUUCCAUGUUUUUAUUAUCACAUAUCACUGAAAAAUAAUUUAAAGCACUGCAGCGCUUAUAAAAAAAAAAAAAAAUGUAUAAGGAAAAAAAUCAAACAAGUAAAUGUGGAGAAUAACAUCAUGUCCUUCUGUCCACUAAGUGAUAUUAAAGCCUAUUCCAUAAACUGGCACCUGCGCGUGUUGCAUUUAAUAUUAAUAAAUGAACCACUCUUUUACCCCCAAAGUAGUAUUUGGGACUUUUUUUUUAUCUUAUUUAAAUCCUUCAGAGUACAGAUAAUUUAUGUAGAUUUACAGUAUGACAGUUUGAAAUAAAGUUCCUGCUUUCCAUGAUAUGAAAUACUGAAUUAUGGGAAAAGUUUUCUAAACAUUUGAGCUUAUUUACUUUUUGUACCCUCACUGUAUCACUGUGGAGACAUUGUUUCAAGUAAUGUUAUAUGAAAUACUGUUUGUUCAAUAAAACAAUACAUUUUA
Polypterus senegalus (gray bichir) is the source of this 2540-nucleotide messenger RNA. It is a transcript of the gene sra1, whose product is annotated as steroid receptor RNA activator 1. The transcript has 5 exons. The coding region runs from base 92 to 748 and encodes 218 amino acids. NCBI's taxonomy places the organism in Eukaryota, Metazoa, Chordata, Cladistia, Polypteriformes, Polypteridae. Gene Ontology annotation, biological process: regulation of transcription by RNA polymerase II. Gene Ontology annotation, cellular component: nucleus. The record is from RefSeq and is a predicted model, not a curated record.